GCCGGAGGUUUCUCCCUGCAGUUCAGAGGAGCGGAACAAAGAACCAGAGCACCAAAGUCAGGAUUCGGCCAUGUCGGAGCGCCAAGUGCCUUUCACGUUCCUCCGGACUCCCAGCUGGGAUCCUUUCCGGGACUGGUACCGAGGCAGCCGGCUUUUCGAUCAGUCUUUUGGGAUGCCCAUGAUCCCCGAGGACUGGUACAAGUGGCCCGCAGGAACCAGCAGCUGGCCUGGCUACGUCCGCCCGCUGGUCAGUCCUAGCCCAGAGCCGGUGGUGGUCAGCCCCGGGGCAGCUGCGCCGGCCGCCAACCCAGCCUACAACAGAGCCCUGAGCCGUCAGCUGAGCAGCGGGAUCUCCGAGAUCCGGCAGACCUCCGAGACCUGGAAAGUGGCUUUAGACGUCAGCCAUUUUGCCCCGGAAGAGCUGGUGGUGAAGACAAAGGACGGCGUGGUGGAGAUCACCGGCAAACAUGAAGAAAGACAGGAUGAGCAUGGCUUUAUUUCCAGGUGUUUCACAAGAAAAUACACGCUGCCACCUGGCGUCGAUCCGGCAGCGGUCCACUCCUCUCUUUCCCCCGAUGGGAUGCUGACGGUGGAAGCCCCUCUGCCCAAGCCUGCCAUCCAGUCGGCCGAGAUCAGGAUCCCGGUGAAAUUCGAAGCUCACGCCCAGAUCCCUCCCUCGGAGGCAAAGAAGCCGGAGGAGCCCCCCAAGAAGUAACCGGCCGGUGGGGAGCCACCCCCCCCCGAUGGAGAAAGGCCACCAGGAGUCAUCACCUAAACCUUUCUUUUUUUUUUGGUAAACCUACCUCUGCGUUCACUUUCCCCAAAUAAAUUUUGUAAAGCCCUGUGUCACU
This is a messenger RNA of Pogona vitticeps (central bearded dragon), 851 nucleotides long. It is a transcript of the gene HSPB1, whose product is annotated as heat shock protein family B (small) member 1. Lineage: Eukaryota; Metazoa; Chordata; Lepidosauria; Squamata; Agamidae. Gene Ontology annotation, biological process: negative regulation of apoptotic process; protein refolding; response to heat. Gene Ontology annotation, cellular component: nucleus; cytoplasm. The record is from RefSeq and is a predicted model, not a curated record.